Messenger RNA from Adineta steineri, 1347 nucleotides. The record is from the annotation of a GenBank genome assembly. Lineage: Eukaryota; Metazoa; Rotifera; Eurotatoria; Adinetida; Adinetidae.
AUGACGGAAUAUACAGCCGUUGAGCUUAAUCAAGAUGUUGGAUGUUAUUUACUAAAAUUUAUUGAUGGGCUAGACACAACAAAUUUUAUCGAAGCAGUCAACGAUAGUCGACAGUUCUGGUCUAUUGCAAAAACAUCAGAUCAUCAUUUUAUUGAGAUGAUCAAAAAAUUCUGUGGUUCCCAAAGAAUUCGAUUGCCACGUGCCCUAUUUGAAGACUUCACAAGUGAGUAUGAGAUCGAUGAUGAACAACUCAUUACAGUCUCAAAGCACUAUUCUGAUGUCAUCGAGCCGUCUGAACGUCUAUAUAUUCAUCCAUGCUUUGGUACUGAAGGUUUUACAAAGUUGUGUGAAGUUUAUAAGACUUCUCUUUUCAACUGCUAUUCUCGACUCUUACCAUUGAACACUGUUUGCUACUAUUACAAUGCAGAUUUUGGACUUCUUGAUUAUGAAUGGUAUGGUCAUACAAUUGGAUCCGAGCGUAUAUUAAAUGAACACGAAAAAAAAUUAUUCAAAGUUAAUACUUAUUUUAAUAAGAACCAAGAUCGAAACUGUUGUUUGAAUAUGACAUUUGUACGUACAAUGGAAGAGUUCAAACAAAAUCUGGCUACACGUUUUUCAUCAGAUACAUGGCUAAGAGCAAUAGACUUCUCAAAGUGGGCAAUUAUUGGAGGUUGUGUUCUGAAUGCUUUAUGUCAAUCACCAUUUCCAGAUACUAAACAGCAAGAUAUCAACUUAGUGUACUAUGUAAAUGAUAUAUUAGAUUUUAAGAGAUCAAUAGACGAUACUGUCAAUAAUCUUUAUAAAAUAGUUUCACAAAAGUUACACAAUGAAAUCAAAAUGGAAAGAAUACCAGGAACACCUGAUUACAACGUAUUUCUACCCGGUCAUAUCCGGCUUAACUUUACUUGGACUAGUUUAGGAAAUUCAAAAAAUCCACUUUCACAUAUUCUUCACAAUUUGGACAUGGAUAUUUGUCAAGUAGGUUUUACUGGAGAUCGAAUUGUUUCAACGUUUCCAUUCUUACAAGCACUUGCAACAAAAUCAUUAAUUGUUUAUAGUCUUCAUGCUCGAAGCCCAAAGCAUUUGUGUACACGUAUAGCAAAAUAUUGCAACAGAGGAUUCAAGCUUUUACAACCUAUUGACUUCGAUGGUGAUUUUGAUUUAUUGAUGGCACAAGAAGAAAUUCCAUUGUAUCGCAUUGAAUAUCAUCACUAUAUUGAUGAUGAUGGUGAAAUUCAACUUGCUACAAAAGAAUAUCGUAGAGGAUUUCUACACAAUAUCGAUACAUUUCGACUUCAAGAGAGAUUCAUGCAUAUGGUUUGUCCUCAACUAUUGCAAUAUACAUAA